UGGUUCUGCAUCCCCAGUAAAACUGUGCCUGCAACAUGUGGGAUCCGUAAGUGGGAGAGUCCUCACAGGGAAGAGGGGAGAGAAAUUCCUAGGAUUCUGGGGAGAGGGUACCCCAGAAGAAUGACCAGGCAGCAGGCUUGAAGAGCAGCUACCCAGAUUACAGAGUGGUGCAGGGAUCCAUGAAAAAAGCAGAGUUGAUGGAUUAUCCGAGUUUUGAUGAAAAGUUGGGGAUAAAUUAGUACAAACCAUGGCAAUCAAGAGCUCCAGGAAAAACAGACAGGAAAUGCAUGAAAGGCUAUGUCAUAGCAAUAUGCCAUGUUGCUAAGUCAUGGACAGGAUACAUAAUCACAAUGAUGGAAGUACUGAAUACUUACUGAACAAAAAACUGUGAUGCUAUAAUCAUAUUGAGAGGAGAGAAGAAGGAUGGGAACAGGUAAAUCUUCGCUUCAUGAAAAGUAGUCAAGAGGAUGUUCUUUUUCCCUGAUGUUCUAAAGCUACAAGAUGACUUCCAAUACCAUGUUGAAUAGGAGUGGUUUUGGUAUCAGGAUGAUGCUGGCCUCAUAGAACGAGCUGGGAAGGGGUCUUUCCUCCUCCAUUUUUCGGAAUAGUUUCAGUAGGAAUGGCACCAGCUCUUCUUUGUUCAUCUGAUAGAAUUCAGCUGUAGAUCCUUCUUGUCCUGUGCUUUAUUUGGUUGAGAGUUGCCCAAGGAAGUCAACAGGAGAGCCAGGUCAGGGAACAACAACCAGAGGGAGAUGAUCACCUGAACCACUGCUCCAAACCAUGGGCAGUAAAUGCUGUAAAGGUGGUCCAGAUGAAGAUGCAGUAGAAAGACAGAGGCAGCGGAAGUUGCUUCUUGCACAACUGCAUCACAGAAAAAGGGUGAAGGCGGCUGGGAAGAUCCAGGCCUGGUGGCGUGGGGUCCUGGUGCGCAGGACCCUGCUGGUCGCUGCCCUCAGGGCCUGGAUGAUUCAGUGCUGGUGGAGGACGCUGGUGCAGAGACGGAUCCAUCAACGGCAGCAGGCCCUGUUGAGGGUCUAUGUCAUCCAGGAGCAGGCAGUGGUCAAGCUCCAGUCCUGCAUCCGCAUGUGGCAGUGCCGGCAAUGUUACCGCCAAAUGUGCAAUUCUCUCCGCUUGUUCCAGGUCCCAGAGAGCAGCCUUGCCUUCCAGACUGAUAGCUUUUUACAGGUCCAAUAUGCAAUCCCUUCAAAGCAGCCAGAGUUCCACAUUGAAAUCCUAUCAAUCUGAAAGGCCUGGGGCAUGAACAGGCUCCACUGCCCCAAAUAAAUAUCUGACCAGGU
This is a messenger RNA of Piliocolobus tephrosceles (Ugandan red Colobus), 1298 nucleotides long. RefSeq names its product IQ motif containing F3 (gene IQCF3). The record is from RefSeq and is a predicted model, not a curated record. Lineage: Eukaryota; Metazoa; Chordata; Mammalia; Primates; Cercopithecidae. The transcript has 7 exons. Bases 781 to 1245 code for a protein of 154 amino acids. Gene Ontology annotation, molecular function: calmodulin binding.